CUUGCUUUGGAAGUGGCCAGGUACCCUUCUAGAGGUCUGCCACUAAACCUGGGAACUGCUGCCGCUCUUCUUCCCCAGGUACAACAACUGGUUGACUGAAUGAUUCAGAAGGUUUCCAAGACCACAGAUGGAAGAAAAGAGGCGAAAAUACUCCAUCAGCAGUGAUAACUCUGACACCACUGACAGUCACACCACCACCAAUUCAAGAUGUUCCAAGAUUCCCACCAACAAGCCCAGUUGGCCCAGGCAAAAAGAGAAGAAGCCGUCAGAGGUAUUCCGGACGGACCUGAUCACGGCCAUGAAAAUCCCGGACUCCUAUCAGCUCAGCCCGGAUGAAUACUAUAUCCUGGCAGAUCCCUGGCGGCAGGAGUGGGAGAAAGGGGUUCAAGUGCCGGCAGGCACAGAGGCCAUCCCUGAGCCUGUGGUGAGGGUCCUCCCUCUGCUGGAGCACACCCCCGGCCAGAUCUCCCCGGGCAGCCUGUCUGGCUCCGAGCUCAGUGAGGUCGCCAGACCCUAUUCCCGCUAUGACCUGGACGAGAUCGAUGCUUACUGGCUGGAGCUUGUCAACUCGGAGCUGAAGGAGAUGGAAAAGCCAGAGCUGGAUGAGAUGACCAUGGAGAGGGUGCUGGAGGAGCUGGAGACUCUGUGCCACCAGAACAUGAACAUGGCCAUCGAGACGGAGGAAGGACUGGGCAUCGAGUAUGAUGAGGACGUGGUGUGUGACGUGUGCCGCUCACCAGAGGGCGAGGAUGGCAACGAGAUGGUGUUCUGUGACAAGUGCAAUGUCUGUGUUCAUCAGGCCUGCUAUGGAAUCCUCAAAGUCCCCACGGGAAGCUGGCUAUGCCGGACCUGUGCCCUGGGUGUCCAGCCCAGAUGUCUGCUCUGCCCCAAAAGGGGGGGAGCUCUGAAACCAACACGAAGUGGGACCAAGUGGGUGCAUGUCAGCUGUGCCUUGUGGAUACCUGAGGUCAGCAUUGGAUGCCCAGAGAAGAUGGAACCAAUUACCAAGAUCUCACACAUCCCUGCAAGCCGAUGGGCCCUAUCCUGUAGUCUGUGCCGGGAGUGCACGGGGACGUGUAUUCAGUGCUCCAUGCCAUCCUGCAUCACGGCAUUCCAUGUCACCUGCGCCUUUGACCACAGCCUGGAAAUGAGGACUAUAUUAGCUGACAACGAUGAAGUGAAAUUCAAAUCUUUCUGCCUGGAGCACAGCAGUGGGGCUCCAAAGCCCCCCGAGGAGGCCCGGGGCUUACGGGGAGAGGCAGGCUCAGGGUCCGAGCCCAGCCAGGCUGCUUUGGACUUGGAAAAGGUGACCUUGAGGAAACAGAAGCUGCAGCAAAUGGAAGAGGCCUUCUAUGAGCUUGUGAAGCCUGAAGAGGUGGCAGAGAACCUGGACCUUUCUGAGACCCUUGUGGAUUUUGUCUAUCAGUAUUGGAAGCUCAAGAGGAAAUCCAACUGCAACAAGCCCCUCUUGACCCCCAAAACCGAUGAGGUGGACAAUUUAGCACAGCAGGAACAGGACAUCUUAUACCGAAGGCUCAAGCUUUUCACACACCUUCGGCAGGACCUAGAGCGAGUUAGAAAUCUGUGCUACAUGGUGACGAGACGAGAGAAAAUGAAGCACUCCAUCUGCAAGCUUCAGGAACAAAUAUUCCACCUUCAGAUGAAACUCAUCGAAAAGGAUCUUUAUCAAGAACAACCUGGAAAGAGAAGCAAGGGGAAGAAGAAUGACUCCAAGUGGAAAGGAAGGGAUAGCAGGAAGGCCAGCCCUGAAAAGAAAGAGAAAAUGAAGCCAGGCAAUGAGUUGGUCCUGGGGCAGCUUGCUGGUUUGUCCACCUCUUUCCCCAUCGAUGGAACCUUCUUCAACAGCUGGUUGGCCCAGUCGGUGCAGAUCACUACAGAGAAUAUGGCCAUGAGCGAGUGGUCCCUGAACAACGGGCACCACGAGGACAACACGUCUGAGCUCCUCUCUGAGGAGCUGCUCCAGGAUGAAGAGACCCUCCUGAGCAUCAUGAUGGACCAUUCCCUAAAGUCUCCCUUCAAACACAGCGACGCCACCAAGAAGACCCAGGGCAAAGCCAGGCCAGUGAAUAAAAAGAAGAACCCCCGGGACAGCCUUGGUUCCCUGCUCUCAGACCACCCGGAGGACUCUGGCCAGCAAACCACCCCACCAGACCAUACCCCGAACCACGACUUGGGGAAUGGCAAAGCCACUCGUGGGGCAACCAGGAUACCUGCAGAUCGCAAAGGAGCCAGUGGGGAAGUCCGGAAGACUCCAAAAAGGGGAUCUUCUCAACACUCUCCCAGCCCCAAAGCCCAUGACUCCACCGUCCUGGCGGGCUCGAGGAGCUCCCCACACAAGGAUGACAAGGAGACUGUAGACGCAACUCCGCUUGAGACUAACACCCCGAUUCAAGUGCCUGGCUCAUUGGGGAGUCCAAAAACAGUAGUGAGGUUCAGAUUGCCAAAGGAGGGCAAAGAGACUAGGAAGCUGCCGAAUCCAAAGCCCGAGGCAAUGAACAGACCUCCGGUAGGGGAGAGGCCAAAGGUCACCUUGCACUUUGACAAUGAGACCGAUGGCUACUUCUCCGAUGCAGAAAUGAGCGACUCUGAUUCAGAGCCAGGGAGUGGCAGGGUUCAGCUAAGCCAGAAGGAUUCAGGAAACGACGAGGUAGUCAGAAUGAGCGUUUUGGCAUCCUAACUCAACCAGAUAACCAACUGUGACAGUUCUUAAGAGGCCUAAACCCAGUUACAACUGCCAUUUUCGAUUUCUGCCUGAUAUCAUAAUAC
Gracilinanus agilis (Agile Gracile Mouse Opossum) is the source of this 2787-nucleotide messenger RNA. It is a transcript of the gene JADE2, whose product is annotated as jade family PHD finger 2. The transcript is spliced from 13 exons. The record is from RefSeq and is a predicted model, not a curated record. Gene Ontology annotation, cellular component: histone acetyltransferase complex. Gene Ontology annotation, biological process: regulation of transcription by RNA polymerase II. Bases 128 to 2698 code for a protein of 856 amino acids. Lineage: Eukaryota; Metazoa; Chordata; Mammalia; Didelphimorphia; Didelphidae.